This is a messenger RNA of Mastomys coucha (southern multimammate mouse), 952 nucleotides long. It is a transcript of the gene Lemd1, whose product is annotated as LEM domain containing 1. The record is from RefSeq and is a predicted model, not a curated record. The coding region runs from base 140 to 724 and encodes 194 amino acids. Lineage: Eukaryota; Metazoa; Chordata; Mammalia; Rodentia; Muridae. The transcript has 6 exons.
GGUGGAGAAGGGCAGUUGUCCAUGGUAACCCUUGGGUGAGAGACUCGCCUAGUUAAAGUAACCAGACUGAUUGCAUAGACUUCAGACAACCAUGUGAAAGGGAAUCCACCGUCAGAGAAGAGGCCACGUUUUGAUCACCAUGGUGGAUGUGAAGUGUCUGAGUAACUAUCAAUUGUACAAGCAACUUAUGAUGCUUGGGUUCACACCUGGCCCAAUAAUACCUUCCACCAGAAAGAUGUAUGAAAAGAAGCUAGUGCAGCUGUUGGCCUCGCCUCCCUGUAAACCACCUGUCACGAAGAGACCCACAAGACUGCACAGCUCUCAGGACAGCGAUGACAGUGAAGAUCCAGCCGUAAAUAUCGUUUUGAAAGGAAAUAUCAAAUUCUCAAAAAACAAAGGCAAGGAAGGCAAGAAGAGACUUGAAACUCCUACUAACAAAAGAAGAAUCUUAGACAUCUGCUACCUGAACCCGAAGCCCACAAAGGAAGUCAGGUGUGCCGCAAGACCAAGUCCGAGGGCUAGGCGUAGAUGUGUCUCCAAAGAAGACUACCGAGGCAACAAGAGACUCCAGAGCAGCUUCCCAUACCAGAAUCCCAGCAACAGCUUCCUCUGCCAGAGCCCCGAGGACAGCAUCCCAUGGGGCUUGAAGCUGGCCGUCCUUGGGAUUUUCUUCAUUGUGUUGUUUGUCUACAUAAUUGUGGAAAAGAAGCCACUCUUGGGUUAAACCCUGCAGGAGCGAGCGGGCGUCUGCGGUGUCCCGACCUUUAACAGGAACCACAGAGCUGUGCAGAAGGGCUACAACCAGGCAACCUCACCUCCGCCCUAUCACUGGCUCUCCUGGCUGUUUCUGGGUUUAGCCAGGUGGAGGAGCAAGUGCAGAACCAGGCAGCAUGGUGGUGCAUGAUGGUCUGUAAGGCAAGUAAGCCAUCAUUAAAGGAGCUAACACACCAGA